Messenger RNA from Stegodyphus dumicola, 654 nucleotides. Its product is annotated as PCNA-associated factor-like. Gene Ontology annotation, biological process: regulation of cell cycle; translesion synthesis. Gene Ontology annotation, molecular function: chromatin binding. Gene Ontology annotation, cellular component: nucleus. NCBI's taxonomy places the organism in Eukaryota, Metazoa, Arthropoda, Arachnida, Araneae, Eresidae. The record is from RefSeq and is a predicted model, not a curated record.
UCAGUGGCGGGAAUUCGUUGAUGUUCUUGCUUCCGACUGUGUGAGAAUUGUUAUUUUGUAGAUGUAAAAAAUUUGUUAUAUUACCUGUAGAUAUAUACUUUGGUUUCUCGGAAUAUCAUCAUGGUGCGCACCAAAGCCGAUGCAUACACUAAAGCUGCUGCAAAGGCACCAAGAAAGCAGCAUGUAUUGAGAGGUGGAAAUUCACCUGCUGCUUCAAAAAGUGGAAAAGUUAACAAGUAUGCAGGGGGAAAUCCAUAUUGUCCUCGUCCAACACCAUCAUGGCAGAAACCUAUUACUUCAUUUUUCGCUAAAUGUGAUGACCAGGAAGAAAAUAUGCCUCCUGAAGGUAGUGCCUGUGCUAGUGAAACCAGCCAGCUGUCUACAGAGGAGAAUCAAAUGAUUGCUGUGGAUGACCAGCAGCCCAGUUGUUCUGGCUAUAGGCCUGAGCCUGGUCCUUCUGGAAGUAAAGAUGUUAAGGAUUUUAGUAGUGAUGAUGAUGAUGAUGAUUCAUAAAUUCAUCUACUUUUUUCAAUGAUGAUAGCCUUUAAUGCAUCUUGUAUAUGUUCAUUUGUAUAUUCUCAUUCAUAUGAAAGAAAGAAGCAUUCUGUAAACAUGUGUAGCUUGUAGUUUUAAGUAAAGUCUUAAAUUUCUUAA